Molecule: messenger RNA, 4245 nt
Organism: Tetrahymena thermophila SB210
Lineage: Eukaryota; Ciliophora; Oligohymenophorea; Hymenostomatida; Tetrahymenidae
Product: ABC transporter family protein
Exons: 8
Biological process (GO): transmembrane transport
Cellular component (GO): membrane
Molecular function (GO): ABC-type transporter activity; ATP binding; ATP hydrolysis activity
Source: RefSeq, a predicted model, not a curated record
AUGUAAUUUAAUAUUUAAGAACAAAGUGGUUAGCAAAAAGCUUAAGCAGAGAACAGUUAAUUAAUUACGAAAUAAAUAAGUUAAAGAAAAUAUAAUCCUAACAACGAAAAUAGAUAAAUUUAAGAAAAUGUCUUUGAAUAGAAAAAAGAUUUGAUAGAAUAGUUUGUUCCUAAUAAAAGCAUUAGAAAAGAAAUUGAAAUCUUAGAGGAAUGUAUAGUUAGUUCAAUCAGAAAUAAAAAUAUUGAUAAGGAAACAGAUUAAAAUAUUUAAAAAAAUACAAUUAAUAGAGGUUAAAAGAUUAAAGAAAAUGAGAAAACUGAAAGUGACGAAGAAUUUGAUUAUAACAACUUUUUAUCUUACGAUUAAGAAAAAAUUAAAAGCAAAAGAAUGAAGGACAUGAAGUGGAAACAGUUUAAUUUUUCAUAUAAUGUAAGCUGUUUCUUUAAAUUUUUCCUGAUAGAUUAUUUGAAGCACCUUUUAGGGAUUUGCAGAAAUAUCAAAGUUUAAGGAUUAUUAGAUUUAAAGAAUAUUCCUUUACUCAAACCGGACGAGAGAGUAGAAAAUAAUUAUUAGUAAUUAUAAAAGAAUAUGGAAAAAGUUAUUUUAAAAAGAGAAAAGGAAGAUAAAGAGAGUUAAUAUACUAUCUACGGGUGGGCUAUUGUAAUGGCUUUUACAUAAUUUUUCUACAUAUCUGUAGUUCAUCAUUCAGUUCGUCCAUAUUCUGCCUUCUUUUUACAAUUUAAGGCUACCUUUAAUCGAGCUCUCUUCCUUAAAACUUCAUCUCUUUCAUCUUUCUCAAUAAAGGAAGCAAAUAUAGGAAAACUUGUCAACUUAGUGUCUAACGAUUUAAAUCUUCUCGAAGUGAAAGGUUUUUUUAUCAUUACUUUGCUUAUUCUACCUGCCCCAAUUAUUGCAGUAGCUCUUAUUCUCUACUACAGGUUUGAUGGAUUCGCUGUUAUAGGGCUAGUAGUUAUGAUUGGAUAUAUCCCUUUUUAGUUACUUAUUGCUAAAAUAAGCUCAAAAUUUUUUAAAGAUAAGACAGUUUUAGUAGACCACCGUGUUAAGUUUACAAAUGAAAUUAUAGAGGGAAUCCGUUUGAUUAAAAUGUAUGCUUGGGAAGAGGCUUUUUUGCACAUUGUUUAGACUUUCAGAAAAUCUGAGCUUAGAAAAAUAUUUUACAUCCAAUUUAUUUACUCAAUAGAGCGCUCAUUUAGUUUUGCUUCAGGGCUUUUUGCCAGUUUUAUUGUGUUUUUUGUAAUAUAUUAGCAUGGAAAUCCUGGUUCAUUAAACAUUGCAAAUAUGUAUUCUACCUUAGAUUUACUUCUGUAUGUUAAAUAGUAAAUUAUUUCAUCAGCUGGAUCCGGAAUAGUUGGUUUGUUUGAGCUAAAAGUAAUAUUAGAGAGAAUGAUUACAGUAGUUACUAUAAAACCAUCAUAAAUGAUUUGUAUAGAGAAUAUACAUGAUUACAACGGAAGAAAUCUUGAAAAUGGCGAGAUUGAGAUCAAAAAUUUUACUGCUUUCUGGAAAGAUCAAAAACCUGUUUUAAACAACUUAAAUUUAGAUAUUAAAAAAGGAGAGUACAUUGGCAUCGUUGGCUAAGUAGGAAGUGGAAAAUCUUCUUUCUUGAGUUGUAUCGCUAAAGAAAUUCCUAAAUAUUCAGGUUACUUCAGCUUUAAGGGUAAAAUAGCUUACGUUGAGUAAGAACCUUAUAUUUUUAACAAGACAGUCAGAGAGAAUAUUUUAUUUGGUACAAAAUAUGAAGAAAACUUUUAUACCCAAGUGAUAGAAGCUUGCUGUUUGGUAGAUGAUUUCAAGCAAUUUAACUGUGGAGAUUAAACUUAAAUUGGGGAAAGAGGUAUUAACAUAAGUGGUGGAUAAAAGGCUCGAAUCUCUUUAGCUAGAGCAAUAUAUUCAAGAGCUGACAUUUAUUUGUUAGACGAUCCUUUAUCAGCUGUUGACUCAAAAGUAGCUAAAGCUUUAAAUGAUAAAGCUAUUUAAAUAUUAUUGAAAGGAAAAACAAUACUUUUAGCUACUCACUAAAUUGCACUCGCGAAAAAUACUGAUAGAAUAAUUAUAAUGAGAGAUGGCUAUUUUUAAAAUAUUGGAGUUUAUAAUGAUCUUUAGGAAUCUCUAAAAACAAUUGGGCAUUAAAUAUAAAUCUAAGAUACUUAAGCUUAAAGCAAAGAUUAUCAAUUUUUCUAAUAAUAAAUUUUAUAGAAUGAAGAAAAAUAGGAAGAUUUCCUCAAUGAUGGUUAAGAAGAUAAAAUAUAAUAAUACCAAAAUUCAGUUGAAGAAAAAUAGUAAUAAGAAAAUAAAGCAGUGAAGCAAGUUGAAGAAACAAAAAAGAAGAAGGAUUAGCUUUAUUCUAAAGAAGAAGAUGAAAGAAUUGUAGUUAAUUUGUAAACAUAUUUAAAUUACUUUUUAAGCUCUAAAAUAUGGUAUUUAGCUCCUUUAAUAUUUGGCUUAUUUGCUUCAUGUGAGGUCGUUUUCAUAUUCUACUCAAAGACAAUAGGAAAAUAUGGAGAUUAAGAUUUUGAUUAAUUUUACUGCAUCAGCUUACUUGGCUAUUUAUCACUUAUUUACUUUAUAAACCUAGUAUUAAAAUACUUUUUAUUAAAUUUUGUUGCUAAUCGCAGCAGUUUGCACAUACACAACUAAAUGAUUCAGUCUGUUAUUAGGGCUAAAGUUCUUUUUUUUGACAGAACUCCAUCAGGAAGAAUACUAAAUAGAUUCUCAUCAGAUUUGGGAAAUAUUGACUAAGAGUUAAUAAGAGUAUUAAUGGACACAUUUGAAAUUAUUUUCAGUUUUUUAAUAUUAAUGGGUAUUAUUAUUUCUAUUAACCCAUACUUUUCUAUAAUUGCUGUUGUCGAAAUUUUUAUUCUUGGUUUGUACUUAGGAAUUUCCAAAAACGCAAUAAUCUAAAUAAAAUAACUUGAUUUAAUAUAUAGAUCUCCUGUUUAUACAUUCUUUAAUGAGGCCACUUAAGGUGUCUUGCCAAUUAAAAUAUAUGAGAAACAGUAGAUUUUCUCUGAUAAUUUUGAUUUCCUUAUAAAUAAUUCUCUCAGAUCUUCUUAUGCUUUUUGGUUUUGUUAAAGAGCAUUUGCUUAUUAUGUCCAACUAGUUACAGCUCUUUCAGCUAUUAUUGGUAUCUUUAUGCUUCUCUCAACCGAUUAAGAUCCUUCGAUACUAGGACAAGCAAUUGUAUAUUUUCUCAGUAUCAGUGAUAGUAUUUAGUGGGGUUUAAGGUAAAUGAUUCAAACUGGUGUUGUUAUGUCUAGUGCUUAGAGAGCUAUGAAUAUGACUUUAAUUAAUUAAGAAUCAGCAUUGAGGACAGAAUAUGAUAAUAAGGAGUUCAAGAUAACAUAAAAAGACAGAGCAAAAGUGGGAUAAUAUUCUUUUCCAAAGGAAGGGAGUGUAGAAUUUUAAAAUGUGAAAAUGAAGUACAGAUAAGAUCUGAAUUGUGUUUUAAAUGGAAUAACUUUCUCAGUGAAAGCUGGAUAAAAAGUUGGUUGCAUAGGUCGAACUGGUGCUGGAAAAUCUUCUAUUAUUUAAGCUCUUUUCAGAAUGACUGAAAUAGAAUCAAAAAUUGAAAAAUUAGUGGAUGAAGAAUCAAGAUUCAAUUAAGAAACGUGUAUUAAAAUCGAUGGACAUAAUAUUAAAGAUUUGGGUCUACAAACAUUGAGAGGAGGAAUAAGCCUAAUACCAUAAGUACCAUUCAUAUUCUCAGGAACUAUAAGAAGGAAUCUAGAUCCAUUAAACCAAUUUACUGAUAAAAUGAUUUUUGAUAUUUUGUAAGAUAUAAAUUUACUAGAUAAAGUAAAUAGCUUGGAUAAAGGAAUAUAUACUGAUAUGAGCAAUAUUAGUGAGAUAUUUAGUACAGGAUAAAAAUAAUUAAUUUGUUUAGGUAGAGCUAUUCUAAAAUAGAGCAAAUUGAUUGUGCUAGAUGAAGCAACAUCAAAUUGUGAUAUGCAAACUGAUUAGUUUAUCUAAAGAAAAAUUCGAGAAAAGUUCACAGACUCUACAGUAAUUACAAUAGCCCAUAGAUUGAACACUAUUGCAGAUUAUGACAAAAUAAUAGUCAUAGAUAAAGGUGUUGUAAUUGAAAAUGGAGUACCUUAUGAAUUACUAUGUUAAGAAAAUAGUAUAUUUAAAUAGAUGGUAGAUCACACAGGUUAAUAUAAUUCACAGCUUAUCUUAAAAAUAGCCUAAUAAGCAUACAAAAAAAUUAUUAACCAUAAAAAGUGA